AUGGUUCAACAUAAAUCUGUUGGGGGCAACCCAAAGAGCCAAGAUGCAGUCCCCGGGGGCCCUAGCUGGUGCACGACCCCCAGCGGGCAUAUCAAGCGUCCGAUGAAUGCCUUCAUGGUGUGGUCUCAGAUCGAGAGGAGGAAGCUGAUGUCUCUGUGCCCCAACAUGCACAACGCUGACAUUUCUCGCAGCCUCGGCCAACGAUGGAAGUUACUGGAGGACACAGAUAAGAUCCCUUACGUCCGGGAAGCCGAGCGCUUACGGCUCAAGCACAUGGCCGACUACCCCAACUACAAAUACAGGCCACGCCGGCGCACACGGGAUCCAGCGAGCAGGACACGUGCCAGGCUGUCCCGUACAACGUCGAGGUGCCAACCUGCUUCAUCUCCGUGCCAGUCGGAAGUGAAUCUGGGAUCCAGAAUGCACUGGGGGGAGGAAAGCUCCGGAUGGGGGGGGCAAAAAGUCGGCCAAUCAGAAGAUACGCCGAAUCAGGAGUCGUCAGAACGCAGCCCAGAGGUGCCCCCCUACUCUCAACCAGUGGAGGAAGAUGAGGGACUGGAGGAAAGUCUGCCCGGGCUUUGCGCUGGGUCGCUCUACGUCCCAUCGGACAGGGACCUCCUACCCAGCAGCGGGUCUCACUUUGAGUUUCCUGAUCACUGCACUCCGGAGGUGGUGGAGAUGAUCUCCGAUAGCGGUCUUCUUGGAAGUGUCUCUGACUUGGUGUUCUCCUUCUAG
Molecule: messenger RNA, 735 nt
Organism: Staurois parvus
Lineage: Eukaryota; Metazoa; Chordata; Amphibia; Anura; Ranidae
Source: the annotation of a GenBank genome assembly